Acinonyx jubatus (cheetah) is the source of this 1492-nucleotide messenger RNA. Its product is annotated as C-type lectin domain family 10 member A. The record is from RefSeq and is a predicted model, not a curated record. The coding region runs from base 384 to 1307 and encodes 307 amino acids. The transcript is spliced from 12 exons. Lineage: Eukaryota; Metazoa; Chordata; Mammalia; Carnivora; Felidae.
UUGAGCAAGACCAGGGAUGCGCUCCUCUGGACCCAGCUGCGCACUGAUGGGGACGGGUUCUGGGAACUUUAGAUGAAGGAAGCGAAAGGGGGCGUGGGCAACGAGAACCGCCACACUGGCCUCUGGACCUUCUGGCCUGGCUCCCCUCUCCCGAAUGACACCGGCAGGACUCUGGUCGCGUAGGUGACCCCCACUCGGGAUCUCCAGGAUUUCGUGUUUUCCAACUCUGGGCAUUGCUGCGCAAGGAGUUCCAGACGCAGCUUCAGCACCAGGCGUAGGCUCAGCCACAUCCCCGACCCCAGCCGGUAGGACGUGCCCCUCGGUGCCAGCCCGGCGUUGGCCCCGGUCCCAGCCACCCCGGUAGCCCCAGCGUUGGUCCAAACAUGUCUAUGCAGUAUGAAAAGUUCCAGCAUUCGGAGACAGAGAAGCAAAGCCAGGGGUCUAGAAACGGGCCGCCUCCGCCUCUCCACCACCUGCAGGGGCUCUGCUCUGGCCCCCGGCCCUUCCUGCUCUCCCUGGGCAUCAGCCUCCUCCUGCUGGUUGGCAUCUGUGUGAUCGGAUCCCAGAAUUCCAAGUGUCAGAGGGACCUGGUGACCCUGGGAGCCACUUUCAGCAACUUCACCUCAAGCACUGUGGCCGAGCUCCAGGCCCUGAACGCCCAGGGCGGCAGUUUGCAAGAAACGACAACGUCUCUGAAAGCCGAGGUGGAAAAUCACAAGCGGGAGCUGCAAGCAGCCCGCAGCCUGAACGACAAGGUGUUCGCCCUGGAGAGCAAGCUGGAGAAGGACCAGCGGCAGCUGCAAGCAGAUCAUUCCGAUACCCUCGCUCGAGUCCAGCAGCUGGCCAAGGACCUGAGGACCCUGACCUGCCAGGUGGCCGCUCUCAAGAGCAACGGCUCUCAAAGUACCUGCUGCCCGGUCAACUGGCUGGAGUUCGAGGGCAGCUGCUACUGGUUCUCGCGGGCCGGGAAGACCUGGCCGGAGGCCGAGAAGCACUGCCGGCUGGCGAACGCGCACCUGGUGGUCGUCAACUCCAGGGAGGAGGAGAACUUUGUGCAGGAACAUAUAGGCUCCUUACACGUCUGGAUGGGCCUCAGUGAUGCCGAAGGAGUCUGGAAAUGGGUGGAUGGGACGGACUAUGCGACCAACUUCAAGAACUGGAGGCCGGGCCAGCCGGACGACUGGCAUGGGCACGGGCUGGGCGGGGGCGAGGACUGUGCCCACUUCCACCCCGACGGCUGGAACGAUGAUGUCUGCCAGAGACCCUACCGCUGGGUGUGCGAGGCCCGCCUGGGCAUGGCCGGCUAGCGCGGUGGCCGAGCGCUGCCCGCGGGCCACCCGGCCACCAAGCUGCAGGGAGUGGGAGGGGGCCUUCCCCUGAGACCCCUGAUAGGACCCCAUGGGACAGGACUGAGCCCUGGGAGUUUGGGUCACUGCCACCAUUUUGAAUGUUACCCUCCUUGGUGUUCAAAAGACCAUCUAGACUUCCUUCA